AUGAAUACUACGGACUUAUCACCAAGGUCAAUAGGUAUUAAACAUAAUGAACUUGAACAAAUUAGUCAUUAUACCUAUGCUAUUCUAUUUCCAAUUAUAUUUCUUUUUGGUCUUAUUGGUAAUUUAUUUUCAUCAAUUAUUUUUUCUAUAACAAAACUUAGUUAUACUUCAUGUGGAAUUUAUUUUCUUUUACUUGCUAUUUUUGAUUCAACAGCAUUAAUUGGUGGUUUACAUCAUUGUUUAACAAUUGGUUAUCAUGUUCAAGUACGUAAUGCUAAUUAUUGUCGUGUAAGAAAUUUCUUUUUAUAUAUGUCAAUGGAUAUGGCUUCAUGGAUGGUUGUAGCUAUAUCAGUUGAUCGUUAUCUUAAAGUUAAAUUUCCAAUAAAAGCACGAAUGUAUGCAACAAGAAAAUUAGCAAUUAUUAUAUCAUGUGUUAUCAUAUUUAUUUUUAUUCUAAAAAAUUUUCAUUUAUUAACAGUUUUUAUUGGUGAUUUUACAGAUGAUGCAGCAGAUCAUUGUGAUCCAAAUCCUAAUCAUCCGAAUUAUAUGUUUUUCUUUAAAAAUAUUUGGCCAUGGAUUGAUUUAGCAACAUAUGCAUUAUUACCUUUUAUUAUUGUUACAAUAUGUAAUAUAUUAAUAAUUCAUGAUCAAUAUAAAAGACGUUUAAAAUUACGUAAACGUAAUCUUGAUCGAUCAUUAAUAACAUUACUUUUAGUUUGUUCAAUUUCAUUAAUUGUUUGUAAUCUUCCAAUAACAAUUCUAGCUGUUAUAUAUCCUUAUAUUUCAUUAUCAUAUGAUACAAAUGAACUAUAUGAUAAUGUUGCAUUUGCAUUUGAUAUUCUUCGAUUACCAUCAUAUAUAUCAUUAGCUUUAAAUUUUUAUUUAUAUUAUUAUAAUUCAACUUUAUUUCGACAACAAACAGUUUUUCUUUUUCGACGAAUAUUUCGUUUACAACCAAAAAUUCUUGAUGUUGAACUUCCAAAUCGAAUAUAUACUAUUCAAGAUCGAUAUACAAAUAGACUUGAUUCAUUCGAUGAAGUAGAUGACGAUCGAUCAUCACCGGCACCGUCAAUAACAGGCAGUAGUUUUAUUCCGAAUUUUUAUAAACAAUGA
Molecule: messenger RNA, 1113 nt
Organism: Adineta steineri
Lineage: Eukaryota; Metazoa; Rotifera; Eurotatoria; Adinetida; Adinetidae
Source: the annotation of a GenBank genome assembly